AUGGCCAAUAAUGUAUGGACGUCAUUUAUCCGCUGGUCUAUUGUGACAACUCUGACUCAUUAUGCCGUUAUUCACAAUACAGGGGUUAGUCGGAGACUUUUGAGGUACCGCACUCGCUAUUUGUCACUCUUAAAUUGUCUGCUUUCACCGCGCAAUAUGGCAAUGACUGUCAAAGUUGAUUCUUACAAGUACCUUUCAGGAUUUGGAAACCAUUUUUCUUCUGAAGCGCUAGAAGGCGCUCUACCGCAAGGUCAGAAUGCUCCCCAGAAAUGCCCUUACGGUCUAUACGCCGAGCAGCUAUCCGGAACGGCUUUUACAGUGGAUCGGCGACAUAACCAGCGCAGGUUGCGACAAGACGCAAGUCAAAGGGUAGCUGUGCACCAGGCUUGGCUCUACCGCAUCCGUCCUUCCGUAGCCCACUUGCCUUACGCUUUCUACAAAAAAAUUCACCCUAACUUUGCGUCUUCCGAAAUGCAAUAUAUCCCUAAUCAGCUGCGAUGGAGUCCGUUUCAGUUACCAGCAGACGACAGCCCGGUUGAUUUUCUUCAUGGUUUGGUGACGAUUGCAGGUGCCGGAGAUCCGACUGUGAAAAACGGCUUGGCAGUACAUAUCUAUGCUUGUAAUAAAAGUAUGGAGAAGAGGGCGAUGUAUAACUCUGACGGCGACUUUUUGAUUGUCCCUCAGACAGGAAGACUAGAUAUUACAACAGAGUUUGGUAAAAUGAUGGUGGAACCGUUGGAGAUAGUCGUGAUUCCAAGAGGAAUUAAAUUUUCCGUGCAUCUCCCACAAACACAUGCACGCGGAUAUAUUUUAGAAGUGUUUGGAGAUCACUUUGAAUUGCCCGACUUGGGGCCAAUAGGUGCAAAUGGCUUGGCGAAUCCGAGAGAUUUUUUAACUCCAGAAGCUGCAUUCGAGGAUAAAGACGAAACGUGGAAAAUAUUUAAUAAAUAUGCUGGGCAAUUGUUUAUAGCAAAUCAGGGUCAUUCUCCGUUCGAUGUAGUCGCGUGGCAUGGAAACUACGUUCCGUAUACGUAUGAUCUCAGGAAGUUCAAUGCCGUGAAUUCUGUAACGUUCGAUCAUAUGGAUCCAUCAAUAUUCACAGUCCUUACAUCCAAAUCUGCUUUUCCCGGCACAGCAAUAGCGGAUUUUGUCAUAUUCCCUCCGCGUUGGUCGGUACAGGAACAUACGUUUCGCCCUCCAUACUUUCACCGUAAUUGUAUGACUGAAUUCAUGGGUUUAAUUACUGGUCAAUAUGAAGCUAAGGCUAAAGGAUUUCUACCCGGUGGUGCAAGCCACAUGACUCCUCAUGGCCCAGAUGCUGAUACUUUUGAAAAGGCAAGUAAUGAGAAACUGGUACCUGCUCGCGUUGCUGAUAAUACAAUGGCGUUUAUGUUUGAAUCUUCUUUGAUGCUCGGAACAACACCAUGGGCAUUAUCGACGGAAGUAUUACAAUCCGAUUACGAACAAAUAUGGAGUGGAUUGAAGAGUCAUUUCAGGACGAACAAGUGA
This is a messenger RNA of Paraglomus brasilianum, 1509 nucleotides long. The record is from the annotation of a GenBank genome assembly. Lineage: Eukaryota; Fungi; Glomeromycota; Glomeromycetes; Paraglomerales; Paraglomeraceae.